Messenger RNA from Nematostella vectensis (starlet sea anemone), 1096 nucleotides. RefSeq lists its product as uncharacterized. The record is from RefSeq and is a predicted model, not a curated record. Bases 287 to 784 code for a protein of 165 amino acids. The transcript has 6 exons. Lineage: Eukaryota; Metazoa; Cnidaria; Anthozoa; Actiniaria; Edwardsiidae.
GCAAUAAGAAAUAUGUCUGUCUGUCUGCACAGCAAUUCAUGCUUGCCCUUUGAAGCAAAUGAUCCCAUGGAUUAUUACACAAUAUACGAAUAAAUGUUUCUACAAAUAAAUCUGCAUCACGAUAACUGUCAAUCGGUUAUGCCAUGAUUAGCGACUCGAUACGCUCCCUGUUCUUGAGAUCCUCGGGUUUCGAAACCAGUGAUUUCGCAUUGUUAAACUUUGAAAUGCACUUGAAGGCCUGUACUACAAAUCCAUUACACGAGAAAAGGCCUUUAAGAGUGUCGUUAUGGUUACGGUGUUGCGUGACGCGGUAAUUCUUUUGAUGGCUAUACCUCUUGUCACACACUCGAGCACGCAGGAAUCCCGCCCUCUGCCUGUUGUAUUCCACUCACCACAUAUAAAAAACCAGUCCUUGGAAAUUUGCGGCCCAGACCCUUCGUUUGCCUUAUCUGCCUCGCCAAAAGACUUCAAGCCAGGACAAUCGAUCACCAUAACAUUUACGAUCACCCCACAGGAAGAUGUUCUGUCUAUGGUUUGUGGUGCUCAAAUACUCCUCAACGGUCUGAUGUUUCUUACUACCUACCAAGUAAACGUUUGCGCCGAGGAGAGAGCUGGGAUAAAGUGUCCUCUUCUGAAGGGAGUGACCUACACCUACUCGACAUCACAUGGAAUAGAGGCAGUGAGGUUCUUACCGCAGGGCCGGUACAAUAUCCAGUAUCAGUGUAAAGACCAAGAUGACGUCCCCAUCUUAUGUUUGUCUUGGGCUCUGUCUUGGGUGUUCUAGUUUUUUACACGUGACGAGGAACAAUGCACCUUCGACGAAGAACAACGCCCAAUACGGUUACUCUUUAAUCGAACUUAUAAACCUAAACUGCUGUGAUACUUGGUUCAGUGCCUAUUAAUUCGCUGCCAGGUUCUAAUGCAGGCUUGUUUUGUAUUUUGUUUUUGAUGAGUAUUAUAAAAAAAACUCCACAAAGUUCUUGACCUAAGCCAAGGCGAGUGCAAGGCGAGAGAAUAUCCAUCGCGGUUACAUUAGUGAAAAAGUGGCUAGUAUUGGCUAAUGUAGACAUUUGGAAUUUUAAGUGGGAGCCUUAAA